UUCCCUUUUAAAAAUCACUAACAUCCUUUAGAGAAAACAAUCUCAGUGUGUUUGAGAAAGAUACAGCAGCUGUGGAAAAAAUCAAAGGAACUGGAGACCAAAGAAGAGAACUUUUCCUAGGACUGGGCAAGUAAGUGACCUUUCCCUCCUUCCACAAUGGCUCUUUGGCUCUGGCCACUUCUGAUGUUCCUGAUGGCGGAGGACACAGGGGCGCAGGAUCUUGGUUUCCAGGCCUGUAAGACUGCUGGUGACUUGAAAGUGCUGGAAGUGCUACCAGGGGGUGGCUGGGACAACUUGCGCAAUGUGGAGAUGGGAGAGGUGAUGAGCCUCGAUUAUUCCCUGUGCCGGACUACUGAAGAUGGAGAAUACCUGAUUCCUAAUGAUGUCUUUGUGGUGCCCCACAAGAAGAGCACAGUGGAAGUGCACUCAGAGCUUAUUGAGAACUGGAUGGUGUAUACAGAUGCUUUUGCUCAGUCCAUCAAUGCAGAGGCUUCCUUCCUGUCUGUGCUUAAUGGCAAGUUCUCAGAGAGCUCCCAGAAGACCAAGAUGCACAAUGUCUAUGAUGAAACAAUCACCACACGGGUGCAGGCACGGUACCACAUCUAUUCCGUGAAAGCUCACCCAUCCUUCACCUUCCAGAAGGACUUCCGUCACCAACUUGUGGGCAUAGGCAACCAGCUGGAGAACAACCAAAGCCGAAUUGCUGACUACUUGGCAGAGAUGCUGGUACUCAACUAUGGCACACACGUCCUCACAAGUCUGGAAGCUGGAGCCAGCUUAAUACAAGAGGACCAAGUGAAGCGCAGUUUUGUGAUGGAUAAGGAGACAGAGAAGGGAGGAAUCACUGCCUCAGCAUCUGCCACCUUUUUCAGUAAGAUCAAUGUGGGAAUUGGGGGCUCUAUACAAAUCCAGGAUGAGCUGACUAAGAGCUAUGUGGAGAAUACUGUGGAUUCCAAGAUUGAAAGCUUGGGCAGUGUGCCCUUCUAUCCUGGCAUCACCCUCCAGAAAUGGCAGGAAGGCAUCCCUAACCAGUUAGUGGCUAUAGGCAAAGCUGGGUUUCCUCUGCCAUUUUUCAUCACCCCCGAGGCCUUGCCAGAACUGCCAGGACCUACUGUAAAGCAAGUAGCCACCACAGUGGAAAAUGCUAUCCGCCUCUAUUAUGCUGUCAACACCCACCCAGGCUGUGUCAAGCCUGAUUCUAGCAACUUCAACUUCCAAGCUAAUGUAGAUGACGGGUCAUGCCAAAACCCCAACACUAACUUCUCUUUUGGUGGAGUCUUCCAGGAGUGCCAUGGUAUAUCAGGCAAGAACACAGAAGAGCUUUGCCAAACUUACCGUAUCCAGAACCCUCUGACAGGUAGCUACUCUUGCCCAGCUAACUUUUCUGCUGUAUUGCUGCAUGGAGAGGAACGUACCACUAGCAAACCCCAAACAGAGUGCCAUGAAGAGUGUGAUUCCUGCUGGCUGUUCUUUAGCUGCUGCAAAUCUGUGUGUGGUACGCGCUACUAUGCCAGCACAGUGCAGUUCAAUGCCUAUUGGUGUGCUGCUACAGGAACAGUGCCUCAGGGCUCAGGUGUCCUCUUUGGAGGGCUCUAUAGUACUGGGCAAGAGAAUCCCAUUUCCAGGACCUAUGCCUGCCCAUCCUACUUCUUCCCACUAGUUUUGUUUGAUAAUCUAAAGGUGUGUGUGAGCAGUGACUAUGAGAUGGGAUCUCGCUUUGCAGUGCCAUUUGGUGGCUUCUUUAGCUGCCAGGCUGGUAACCCUUUGGCUGGGUUAUUGAAAGGACAGAGCCCAGGGAUCCUCCAGGACUUUUUCUACCAGGGCUCCCCUUCCAAAUAUCCCAUGAAAUGUCCAGUUGGAUAUAGCCAACACAAGGCUUACUUGAGUGAUGGCUGCCAAAUCCUCUAUUGCUUGCAGGCUGGAGCACUUUUUGGCCAGCAGUUAGCUCCUGUCAGGCUCCCACCCUUCUUACGUGUGCCAUCCUCCAAUGCUAGCCUGCCUGAAACCAUCCUGGUGAGUUCUGAUGGCAGCCAGGCCUGGGUGAAAAUACAUCAAAGUGGGAUCUGGAGACUGGCCAAUGACACAGAUGAAAAGGAGAUGGCACGUCUUUUCCAGGGACAGUUGAGUUUGGGACCAACUGGGGGCACCAUUGCUGGAAUCUCAGUGGCAGUGAUUGCUGUCUUGGCUACAGCCGUUGCCAUAGCUGUUUACAGGGUCUGGCGCUACAAGAAUAGAAGAUACCAGGAAAUGCAAAACCCACAUAUAGUAGAAGACCAAGGCAGCUAUGGAGCCACAGCAUCUUCACCACAACUCAGCGCUGCCUGAGGCGUCUUGUCCCUGGAACAAAGAUGCGUAUUUUCAGUGGGGGUGGGAGUAGUGGAGUAUGACUCCAGGAAGUGGGCAAAAUGAUAACUGCCGGCCAGGGUGGGGGGAGAAGCAAGUUAACUUUUCUGGUACAGAAACUAAUGUUUACAUAAAUAAUUUGGGCAGAAUAAUAACCAUCUCAAGAGGUGAUAGUUUGCAUAUUGUUAGGAGAAUACUUGUCAAAGUAGCAAUUAGUGAGGAAAUAAGGUGGUAGUAGCUGCAGAUGUGUUUAGGAGGGUUAGGGUUAAGCUUAUUUUGCAGUGAAAAGAACUUCAGAUCAUGGCAAAAAGUAAUUUAAUAACAGUCCUGCAUUUACAACAAAAAAGUCUACAUCUCGGGGGAGGGGGAUAAAAAGCAAGUCAGGGUUGGUGUGUGAUUUGGAUUGCAGAUAAGCUCUCAAACAGACACUUUCUGCUUUGUCUGUUCAUAAACUCUUAAAUGAAUCUGUACAGAAGUGGGGGCGGGGGAUGGGACAGUAUUCCUUGGCUGGCAACUGGGGCUUCUUUUUAUCUGAUACAAUACAUUGUUAUGCUUUUACCUCUGGUGAGAUCACUUUUCAUCACUAUACUAUGUUUUUGCUAAUUGGAUGAGGAGUAUUGACUGCUAAUAGAUUGGGCUGCUGCAAAGUAAGUGGUUUAUGGAUAGGGAUGGAUAGAAAGAGGCGGGUCAAGCCAAAUAUACUUAAUAGUUUUGUAGCAGGAACCAUUUCCGAAGACUUUUAUCCACUCCCUGAACUGGGCCCUUGUUAUGUUUUCGUCCCCCCUCCUCAGAACUCAGAUGAGCAUACAGAUAAUUAUUUUAUUUAGGUAUUUUAUUUAUUUUAUUCAUUUAAUAACAGUCCUACUAAAUAGAUUGGGGGGUUACCCAAGGCUUCCCACUGAGUUUCAUAAUCUAGCUGAGAUUUGAUGCUAGCAAUCCUUAGUCCAAGACCAACAGUCUGCCUCUAUAGACCUGGGGUAUAUUUUCUAAUAAGAAAACAGACAAAAAAGCUUGAAAUCUCAUUUGCAUAGACUGUAGCUAGUUUAUACAUUCUGUGUGGUGUGGCGUAUCAGACUAGGAUUGCCAGGUUCCCUUACCCACUCAGUGGGGGGGGGCUGGUGUUUACCUUUUUAUUGCUCCCAUGGUGCCCCCGCACCUGCGCAAUGACAUCACUCCUGGGAGUGACAUCAUUGCACCACCCUAAAAGCGCUUCUGCGCUUCACAGCUGGCCAAUUUUGGCCCCAAACAGGCCUGAUUUGGGAGUGACACCAUCAUGCCGCCCAGGAGCACGCUUGGGAGACCCAUUUCCUGUGGCUUCCCCCCCCCACCAGCCCGGUGAGUGGUGGCAGGGAGCAGAGGGUGGGAGUGGGGGAUCCCCCACUCCCACUGGGGGACCUGGGAUCCCUAACACAGGGGAGGCCCUGGAUUUAAUUGCCACUCAGGAAUAAACUCAUUUGGUGUCCUUUAGGCAGUCAGUUUCCACCUAACCUACCUCAAAGGGUUGUUAUGAGGAUAAAAUAGAGGAAGGGUCAUGUAUGCUGCCCUGAGUUCCUUGGAGGAAGGGGGUUGGGAUACAAAUGUAACAGAUGACAGGCUUUUUAGAGGCCUUUCUUUUCAGUUUACUAAAUAAGGGAAUUUGAACUACUAACAGUGUGAUCCUAACCAGAGUUAUACCCUUCUGAUUCUUUUGAAUUCAAUGGACUUAGAUUUGAUAUAACUCACUUUACUAAUAAAAUGAUGAGAUUACCUAACUCCUGAACAGA
Eublepharis macularius is the source of this 4106-nucleotide messenger RNA. RefSeq names its product macrophage-expressed gene 1 protein-like. NCBI's taxonomy places the organism in Eukaryota, Metazoa, Chordata, Lepidosauria, Squamata, Eublepharidae. The record is from RefSeq and is a predicted model, not a curated record. The coding region runs from base 157 to 2325 and encodes 722 amino acids. The transcript has a single exon.